Molecule: messenger RNA, 381 nt
Organism: Eremothecium cymbalariae DBVPG#7215
Lineage: Eukaryota; Fungi; Ascomycota; Saccharomycetes; Saccharomycetales; Saccharomycetaceae
Gene: BUR6
Product: negative cofactor 2 transcription regulator complex subunit BUR6
Exons: 1
Coding region: 1-381 (126 amino acids)
Biological process (GO): positive regulation of transcription by RNA polymerase II; negative regulation of transcription by RNA polymerase II; transcription by RNA polymerase II
Cellular component (GO): nucleus; negative cofactor 2 complex
Molecular function (GO): protein heterodimerization activity; RNA polymerase II general transcription initiation factor activity; transcription coactivator activity
Source: RefSeq, a predicted model, not a curated record
AUGGAUGCUAUACCGGGUCCACUGGCAACAGGUGAUAGCGCUUCUCCCUUUGCUAAAAUCAAAACCCAUUUCCCUCCUGCCAAAAUUAAAAAAAUCAUGCAAACGGAUGAGGAUAUUGGAAAAGUGUCUCAGGCAACUCCCGUCAUCACUGGAAGAUCUCUAGAGUUCUUCAUAGCCAUGCUUGUAGAUAAAUCUAGUCAAAUUGCUAGAGAACAAGGCUCUAAAAGGAUAACAGGCGAUAUCAUGAAGAAAACUAUCAUGGCCGAUGAGAAGUUUGACUUCCUAAGAGAAAUAGUGUGCCCAGAAGCCACACAGCAGGAUUCAAGCAACGACGAUGCCGAUCCUGACGUUGAUACUAAUCAGUUUCCAGUUGAUGUUUAG